Penicilliopsis zonata CBS 506.65 is the source of this 2742-nucleotide messenger RNA. RefSeq lists its product as hypothetical. The coding region runs from base 250 to 2505 and encodes 751 amino acids. The transcript is spliced from 7 exons. NCBI's taxonomy places the organism in Eukaryota, Fungi, Ascomycota, Eurotiomycetes, Eurotiales, Aspergillaceae. The record is from RefSeq and is a predicted model, not a curated record. Gene Ontology annotation, molecular function: ATP binding; ATP hydrolysis activity.
UGUAUGGGUAGAGCCACACAUUUUCGCGGGAUUGUUCGUACUCGCCCGCCAGACUGCCACUUGCUCGACGUGCUCCGCAGCCACAGUCUUGAGGCGGAAGAACCGCACAAAAUAUUCACUUUGAUGCUAGCGUUUUGAAAGAAGCCAUCUUUGAGUGAAUAUCCUGGUGUACUCGUCUGUUUUUGUUUAGAUAUUUCUCGCCUGAAUUCACUGGUAAAGCAAUCAGCGGCAGCUGAAAUUUUUGCGCAAAUGGAGGCCGAACUCCAAGCUCAGAUCCCAGGCCUGGACCAUGUCAUCUCGGAAUACUCCGUAGGGUACCUGACCCAUGCCUCCAAGACCUAUGUGGAGGAUGCAAAUGCUCCAUCACCAUUGGCAGAGGCCGCUGAUGCCGUGACCGAGCUUUUGAUAUCUGCUUCGGGCGACUUCUCUGCCCAGAAUGAAGAGGCUAUUCGUAAUCUUGUGGAAAAAUUCAUUUCUUCUCUCAGCUCUACAGAUGGCGUUGACCCGGAGCAGAGGCAGAUGCCUUUCAUGGCCAAGAAGCUUGACCAGGCGAUCAACGUCGGCUCUCAGCGCAAUAUGUCCUCGACUCUUGGGCUGGCCGGAGGAAAUGUCGACCUUGAGUCUGCUAAUAGCAGAAAGGUAGAGUCUCGAGUUGACCGCAAGAAACUGGAGAAGGCGGAACGGAAGAUUCGCGCCAAGCAGGAGAAGAAGCAGAUGAAGACGGUGCAAUAUGAAGCAUCUCGAUUGCUCAACGAGGCGACUGAGGCGAUGUCUUAUGAAGAAUUUUACAUGGCUGUCAACCCUCUCCAGCUGGGCUCGGAUUCGCAAGCGAAGAGCAAGGAUAUCAAGAUUGAUAGUAUCGAUAUCUCCAUCAGUGGCCACCGUAUCCUUACUGAUGCCGCGCUCACAUUGGCGUAUGGUCGUCGAUAUGGUCUCGUGGGUCAGAACGGUAUCGGUAAGAGUACACUGCUUCGUGCACUGAGCCGGAGAGAGGUGGCCAUCCCGAACCACAUCUCUAUUCUCCACGUCGAGCAAGAGAUUCGCGGUGAUGAUACUCCUGCUCUACAAGCCGUUCUGGAUGCUGAUGUCUGGCGAAAACACCUCCUUGCGGAGCAAGAGAAAAUUACGAAGGAAUUGGCGGCUAUCGAAGCAGAGAGAUCGUCUUUGGCGGACACGUCCAAGGAUGCGGCCAGAUUGGACCAUGAGAGGGAAGGUCUUGACAUCACCUUGAGUGACAUUCAUGCCAAACUUGCCGAAAUGGAAUCCGAUAAAGCAGAAUCCCGCGCGGCUAGCAUUUUGGCAGGUCUUGGUUUCUCGCCUGAGAGACAACAAUACGCAACCAAGACUUUCUCUGGAGGUUGGCGAAUGAGAUUGGCGCUGGCUCGAGCUUUGUUCUGUGAGCCUGAUCUGCUUCUGCUUGACGAACCCUCUAACAUGUUGGAUGUCCCGUCCAUCACUUUCUUAUCCAACUACCUUCAGACUUAUCCCAGCACCAUUCUUGUUGUUUCUCACGAUCGAGCAUUCCUAAAUGAAGUUGCUACCGACAUUAUCCACCAGCAUUCGGAGAGACUGGAUUACUACAAGGGUGCUAAUUUCGAAUCUUUCUAUGCUACCAAGGAAGAAAGAAGAAAGAAUGCCAAACGCGAGUAUGAGAAGCAAAUGGCUGAAAGAGCGCAUCUCCAAGCAUUUAUUGACAAGUUCCGAUACAAUGCUGCCAAAUCAUCUGAAGCCCAAUCGAGGAUCAAGAAACUUGAAAGAAUGCCUGUCCUCGAGGCCCCCGAGAGCGAAUACGUGGUGCAUUUCAAGUUUCCUGACGUUGAAAAGCUUUCACCGCCUAUUGUUCAGAUGUCGGAGGUCGCGUUCGGGUAUACAAAGGAUAAGCCCCUGCUCAGAAAUGUCGACCUGGAUGUCCAACUGGAUUCGCGCAUUGGCAUCGUUGGACCCAACGGUGCCGGUAAGACUACAGUGCUGAAAUUGUUGACAAGCCAACUCCAGCCAAGCUCUGGUCUGAUCUCCCAACACGCAAGGUUGAGGAUCGGAUACUUUGCCCAGCACCAUGUGGACGCCUUAGAUCUUACGACUAGUGCAGUCAGUUUCAUGGCCAAGACAUACCCGGGCAAAACCGACGAAGAGUACCGAAGACACUUGGGAGCCUUUGGUAUCACCGGUAUGACUGGUCUCCAGCGAAUGGAGCUCCUGUCCGGUGGUCAGAAAUCUCGUGUCGCAUUCGCCUGCCUAUCUCUGACAAACCCACAUAUUCUUGUUCUUGACGAACCGUCAAACCAUCUCGAUAUUGAGGGUAUGGAUGCUCUGUCUGACGCUCUUCAGAGAUUUGAAGGUGGCGUCGUGAUGGUCUCGCACGACGUGACAAUGCUGCAGAAUGUCUGUACUAGUCUCUGGGUGUGUGACCGAGGUACCGUGCACAAGUUUGACGGCAAUGUCAACGCGUACAAGAAGAUGAUCACUGAGCAGGCGAAUGAAGUGGGAGUGGCUGCGCCUCACUGAAGAGCUUGACAUCUACCGAGAUGUCGGGGAAGCAGAGAAAAGAAUAUUACUUCUUACAUAGCAAGUAUAUAUGUCAAUGAAUUGAUGAACUAUCCGUAUCAAGGUGCCGUUUACGCUAUACAUUGACCACUUGCGGAUACUGAUGUUCAUAUACUCAAACCUCGGAACUCAGAUGUUGAUAGGAACGCCCUCAUAAUUCAAACAUGACGUAUAAUCUGUACAUUUGAACAGCAGGAC